AUCCAGGGCGCCUUCUGGCAAGUAUUAUUGGUAUAACAGAUAAUUGAUAGAUAUUAGGUAAUUUAAAUCAUUGCACGAGAUGCUGCGGUGUUUGUGUUGCUGGUAUGAGCCGAGAACGUUGUGAAAUACGAUGUCCUCCCAGCUAAGCAUCACACCGUAGAUAAUGAAGUACGUGCUUGUAAGUGGCGGUGUCGUCAGUGGUUUAGGCAAGGGAGUCACAGCCAGCAGCAUCGGUGUAAUUCUUAAAGCAUGUGGGCACCGGGUGACAUCCAUCAAGAUAGAUCCAUACCUCAACACAGAUGCUGGCACCAUGUCCCCAUUUGAGCAUGGGGAGGUGUUUGUGCUGGAUGAUGGUGGCGAGGUGGAUCUGGACCUGGGCAAUUAUGAGCGAUUCCUCGACAUCACCCUCACAAAGGACAACAACCUCACCACAGGGAAGAUCUACCAGUCGGUGAUAGAGCGGGAGCGGAGGGGGGACUACCUGGGGAAGACGGUCCAGGUGGUGCCGCACAUAACAGAUGCCAUCCAGGACUGGAUAGAGCGCGUGGCGGGGAUCCCUGUGGACGGCCGCGAUGGGCCGCCGGACGUGUGCGUCAUUGAGCUUGGCGGCACAGUCGGCGACAUCGAGUCCAUGCCCUUCAUUGAGGCCCUGCGCCAGUUCCAGUUCCGGGUGGGUCCCAGCAACUUCUGCGUGGUGCACGUGAGCCUGGUGCCGGUGCUGGGCGUGGUGGGCGAGCAGAAGACCAAGCCCACUCAGCACAGCGUUGCCGUCCUGCGCUCCCUCGGCAUGAACCCCCACCUGCUCGCAUGCCGCUCUCAGGAGCCCCUCUCACCCGCCGUCCGUGACAAGCUCGCCCUCUUUUGCCAGGUCACGCCGAGGCAUGUGCUGAACAUGUGCGACGUGUCCAACAUCUGGCACGUGCCCAUCAUGAUGGAGGCCCAGGGCGCGCACAAGUCCAUCUGCGACAUCCUGGGCCUCGGCGGCUACAGCAACAUGAACCUCACAGGGUGGCGCGUGGGGCUUGCAGAGAAGUGGGACGGCCUGAGCAACACAAUAACCAUCGCGAUGGUGGGCAAGUACACAGGCCUGUCGGAUGCCUACCUCAGCGUGCUCAAGGCCCUGCAGCAUGCCUGCCUGGCAGCCAACAGGAAGCUGGACGUGCUCUGGGUGGAGGCCAGCCACCUCGAAGACGCUGCCAAGGAAGGAGAGGGCGGGGAGCAUGCGGAGGCGUGGCGGAGGAUACGCUCGGCGCACGGUAUCCUGGUGCCGGGCGGCUUUGGCUCGCGCGGCGUGGAGGGCAAGAUCCUGGCAGCGCAGUACGCGCGCCAGCACAUGGUCCCCUACCUUGGCAUCUGCCUCGGCAUGCAGACGGCGGUGAUAGAGUUUGCGCGGAACGAGUUGGGCCUGGCGGACGCGAACAGCGCGGAAUUUGAGCCGGCCACACCGACGCCGGUGGUGGUGUUCAUGCCGGAGGGGUCCACCACUCACAAGGGGGGGACCAUGCGCCUGGGAUCCCGCAGAACCAUCCUGCAGACCAUGGACUGCAUCACCGCCCGCCUCUACCAGGCGGACGAGUAUGUGGACGAGCGGCAUAGGCACAGGUACGAGGUGAACCCCACGAUGGUGGAGCAGCUGGAGGCGAAAGGGCUGCGCUUCGUGGGCAAGGAUGAGACGGGGGAGCGCAUGGAAAUCGUGGAGCUGACGGGGCACCCCUACUUUGUGGCCAGCCAGUUCCACCCGGAGUUCAAGUCGCGGCCGGGCAAAGCAUCCCCCCUGUUCCUGGGCCUCAUUCUUGCCGCCUCAGGGACGCUGGAUGGGUAUUUGUCAGGGAAGACUCACAUCACCUCCAGCAACCUCUUGUCUAAGGAAGGGAUCCAUGCCGCACCUCUGGCCAAUGGCGGACACUAAAGAACAGGCUAAUACUUCCUAGGCAAGGCACCAACAGUAGUUCUGGCCUUUCUCAUAAAGUAUGUAUUGCCGACUGCAUGCGACUGAGCACCUAGCUAUUCCUAAGGUAGCAGAGUUGUGCGCAAAAGAAGACAGCUUUCCUUUGAAUACCUUGUGAACUUACCAAUUGAUAUUUCAAAGAUCUUCAAGUUAGUGUCUCCAGACGGCAACCUUUAUAGCCUUGGUAAGGACUCCUCGGAGGUACUUUGGGGCAGUGCCAUAUUUACAAUGGGGUUUUGUAGUUGCCUGCUAUGGCCUUUGUG
Molecule: messenger RNA, 2211 nt
Organism: Coccomyxa subellipsoidea C-169
Lineage: Eukaryota; Viridiplantae; Chlorophyta; Trebouxiophyceae; Coccomyxaceae
Product: CTP synthase
Exons: 11
Coding region: 164-1909 (581 amino acids)
Biological process (GO): CTP biosynthetic process; pyrimidine nucleobase biosynthetic process
Molecular function (GO): CTP synthase activity; identical protein binding
Source: RefSeq, a predicted model, not a curated record